AGAGAAUCCCUUCCUCCUCCCGCUUUAAUGACUUAUCCCCGGGUUGAUUGAUUUAAUUUAUUGUUAUUGUUGCGGUUCGGGUGUCGAAAACCCGGAGAAAGAGCAGAAAAUAUUCAACAAAGUGAAAUCCUCAGCAGGUCCUUGUUUUACCAGUUGUGAAAUGGAGCCAAGUGGUGAUGCAGGAGGUGCAACCAUUGCAGGUACAACAGAUGAGAGUUACUUCAUGAGCUAUACCUUCACAGACAGAUUCCACUCUGUACGAGUUGCUCAGAGUAUCAUGGAUCUGUGCCUUGAAGACAGGCUGUUUGCAGAUGUCACGAUCUCCGUGGAAGGGAAAGAAUUCCAGCUCCACCGGCUAGUGCUGUCUGCUCAGAGCUGCUUCUUCCGUUCCAUGUUCACCUCAAAUUUAAAGGAGGCUCACAAUGAUGUUAUAGAACUCAAAGAUGUGAAUGCAAGUGUUUUCCAGCUUCUUGUGGAUUAUAUUUACCGGGGCACUGUAAAGUUGAGAGUGGAGGAUCUCCAGGAGACAUAUGAGGUGGCAGAUAUGUACCAGCUGACCUCACUUUUUGAAGAGUGCUCUCGAUUCCUGGCUCGGACAGUUGACAUCAGGAACUGUUUACAGGUCAUGUGGUUAGCAGAUCAGCACAGUGACCAGAAACUAUACACAGCAGCAAAACAAUGUGCAAAAACGCACCUGUCACAGCUUCACAAAACAGAAGAUUUUGUGAAACUACCUGUAAGAUUGUUCACAGACAUCAUUAAAGAUGGUGUUCCCAGCUCUCAGAAGCCUGCCAAAGCCAUAGAGACUUGGAUAGAUCAUAACAAGGAAGAGCGAGCACGAUACUCUGAGAAUCUGACAUCCAGUUUAAAGGAAAUUGGCGAGAUUGUUCAUAUUUAUCUGAUUGGAAAGGAAGACACACGGACCCACUCCCUGGCAGUUUCCUUGCAUUGUGAUGAUGAUGCCAUUAGUGUCAGUGGGCAAAAUAGAUUGCGUCAGCAAAUCACAGCGGCAUGCAAACAUGGCAGUGACCUGUAUGUUGUGGGUGGUCCCAUCCCACGACGGAUGUGGAAGUGUAACAUGGGGACAAUGGACUGGGAACAGUGCGCAUCAUUGCCAAGAGAUCGCCUUCAGCACACACUGGUAUCGGUGCCAAGUGAGGAUGCCAUUUAUUCACUUGGUGGGAAAACCUUACAGGAUACACUUUCCAGCGCUGUCAUUUAUUAUGUGGUCUGUGAUAAUGUGUGGGUUGAAACCAAUCAGCUGGACACUGCAGUAUCUUGUGCUGCUGGUGUUAACUUGAACGGGACUAUUUAUCUUCUGGGUGGGGAGGAGAAUGACCUGGAUUUCUUUACCAAACCAUCACGUCUGAUCCAGUGUUUUGAUACACACUCCAGAACAUGCCACUUAAAGUCAUACCUCCUCCCCUUUGCAGGCCGUAUGCACGCUGCCAUUCACAAGGAUUUGAUUUUUAUUGUAGCUGAGGGAGAUUCUUUGGUUUGUUAUAAUCCACUGCUUGACAGCUUCACCAGACUGCGCUUCCCAGAGGUUUGGAGUCGUGUACCUUCCCUCUGGAAGAUUGCUAGUUGCAAUGGGUGUAUCUAUGUUUUCAGAGAUAAAUGUAAGAAGGGUGAUGCCAAUACCUUGAAACUGAACCCAGCCACAUCCGUAGUAUCAGUAAUAAGUGGAAUUGAGAUUCUACUGACAAAUUGGCAAUUUGUUUUGGCAUGAUUUCAAAGCAUUCCUGAAAUUAAAACUUGCAGGACACUUUUACAUUGUGAACUUUUAUAAAGGUUCAUUGUCACAAUUUAAUUCAAUGCCAAUCCUUAAUUGUAUCAUCUAUUUUUCUGAAAACCAAUAGUGAUCAAAUGUCUAUUGCAUAUAACACAAGAAUGAGGUUUAACGGCAGUUUUUAGGUAUUUAGUUCAUUGGCCAUGGCAGAUUUUUUUUUAGAUACUACAUUUCAGAACAAAACUUAAAUACAAUAGUGUCUCAAAUCCAGCUGUUCAAAAACCAGAGUUGUUUGAAAAUCGGACACAUUUAGAAUGUACCAUGCAUCAAAUUUAAUUGAGUAAAAUAAAAGAAACUUAUCUAGCUCAUUUGGCUAGGCUCUGCAUUGGUAUAGUGUGGCACCUCACUAGUCAACCCCCUUGCCACUUGCACACUGGGCUAUUCCGCACGCUAAGCAGCCCUUGACCCCACCUGACCUAGUUUGACACCCAUGGUUCGAACAGCUCAGCCCAAAAUCAGGCAAGAUCUGAAAUCCAGCACAGCCUGGGUCCCUAGGUUGCUGGUUUUGAGACACUGUACCUGUACUUCUGUCUUAAUUUAAUAUGGAAUUGAUGUAAACACAAUUUAAUAAAUACUGCCUCACAAACUAUGUCAGCCCAUCUGAAAUUGAGCCAGAACUAGAAGGAUAGAGAGAGAUGACAUAAUUCUACAUAAAGGUGAGAGUGAUGUCCAAAAAACUUUUCAGUGAAGUAGGCGGCAACAUUUAUUGUAAAAUUAUGAUAUCGAUUCCUUUUGAAAAAGAUUAACCACACAGAAAUAAUGUACUUCUGCAAUAGAUGCUUUAACAAAUGUAUUCUUCUUGUUUUAAAUGUGAACAGGGAAGGUUUCCUUUGUGCCCUUGCAUAUGUAUAAUAAACUCGUUCUUAGUAAA
This is a messenger RNA of Carcharodon carcharias (great white shark), 2660 nucleotides long. It is a transcript of the gene kbtbd4, whose product is annotated as kelch repeat and BTB (POZ) domain containing 4. The transcript has 4 exons. Gene Ontology annotation, molecular function: protein binding. The record is from RefSeq and is a predicted model, not a curated record. The coding region runs from base 161 to 1729 and encodes 522 amino acids. Lineage: Eukaryota; Metazoa; Chordata; Chondrichthyes; Lamniformes; Lamnidae.